Molecule: messenger RNA, 1202 nt
Organism: Maniola jurtina (meadow brown)
Lineage: Eukaryota; Metazoa; Arthropoda; Insecta; Lepidoptera; Nymphalidae
Exons: 13
Coding region: 227-1120 (297 amino acids)
Source: RefSeq, a predicted model, not a curated record
ACUUAGUUAACAUCAAACAAACAUAAAUCAAACUUAAGUUAUAUCUAUACAUACAAAAACAAUUACCUGCGAUUACACUGCGAUUUAUGAAACGUACCUAAUCAUUUUUGAACUCCAUUUUCCAAGUCUUAGAGUCUAAAAUAGCGUGUUUUGAAAUUUGAAGAUCGUUAAAGGCAUUGUUGGUUACCAGGAAAAUGAGAAAAGUGUUUUGAUAAAAUAGUUGAAAAUGAAAUGUGCUAUAUUUGUGUGUUUUAUAUUAUUUAACAAUAUAUCUCUAUUAGUAACUAAAGAUGUACGUGUGAUGGAUUUAAGAAGGUUUAUAGACCUGAUUCAAAGACGUCGAUACAUCGAUAGCGAUGAAGACAUUCUUGGUGUACCACACUCGGUAGAGGAUCUCCCUGAAGCAGAACCCAUACACCCAGGCCACACUUUGUUACGACCUUCGAGAGGGAUGUUGAAAUCUUCAGUGAAGUUCCCUCACAAAGACGCCGGAGACAUGGCCGUGUAUGGAAAUUUUAAAAAUCUGGGAAUAACAUUUGGUAAAACCAAUCAACGAUUGCUGUAUACGAACUUUAGGAAAGCGGAAAAUAUCCUGACAUACUUGUUGGAGAAAGCUAUACGAAAUAUUCAAAAGAAAAAACAUUCAACUCAACAGGAAAGGAAACCUGUGGUUAUUAUUGAAAUUGAUCCAGCGAAUUUAAAACGAAUGGCAUAUGACUAUCCGUUCAAGAAAGAUUUAAGAGAGCUGUCCGAUAUCGACAAUAAUGCCAGCGAAGCUCUAGACGGAUCGAAUGAAGCAAACGCGAAUAUUUUUUCUUUGCCAACUAGAAGAAAAAGCUCCAAGCGCGGAAAAAGUAGCAAGUUUAGAGAGUCAGAAACAACUGACACGUCUGAUUCCUCUGAUUCUUCGGACUAUGAGAGCAACCCUGGAAACCCGUACACCGUCCACAAGGACAAAUAUAAGCAGAAUUGGAUGUGGAAUCAUGUUAUGGAUGGGAGUCAUAUGAAUGUAAAUCCAUACGCACCGAAAUUUGACAGCCAAGGUCCCUCAGCAGCUGCAUUCUUUUUUGGAAGGAAAUGGUGGUAUUACAACCAGGAUGAUUUUCAACCACUAAGUUAGUGGACUAUGAAGUACUUGGUACUUGCAAAUAAAACCUUUUAACAUAGGUAUUGAAAAUAAAAUGAUUCAUAUUCAAACCAGA